AUGUCUAAUGUUAUGUGUAAAGAAGAUGGCUGCAAUCAAGGAACGGUCGCUAAAUGUAUGCAUUGUGAUAAUAAUUUAUGUUUGAAAUGCUUGACACGACAUCAACAACCGAUGGACGCUCAACUUUGUCAAUUGACUAAUGAUAUGAAUAAAUUAUUAUUAUUAUCAUCAUUAAAUCAUGAUGAUAAACAGUCGAAUCAUCCACAAAUAAGUGUCAAUAAUCAAUAUAUGUCAGUGAUGGAUCAAAUUGAUAAUUGGGAAAUGACAAUGACUCAACGAUUAAAAGAUUUAGUUUCACAUGCGCGUCGUACACUACAAAAUUCAUUCGAGCAAAUAUCAUUUGAAAUCGAAGAAUGGUCAACAGAAAAACAAAUUGAAUUACAAGAACUAACAGAAAAUAUCGAACAAUUAUCAUUUGAAGCAAAUGAUGAAUCAAACAUACGUAUGAAAAUCGAUAAAUAUAAUCGACACAUUCAAAAAUAUAUUAAAGAAUAUGAAACUGCCCAUGUUGAAUUCAAUCUUAUUAAUUUUGAAUUAAUUCCAUUAUCAUCAUCGAAAUUAACAUUGUUCCAUUUAUUUGAGCAUUCAAUAAAUUUUGAUCUAUCAUUAAUUCAUGAUCCACCAAAUACUUGUUUUGAUGCUUCCAAGUCAUCAUUAAUAGUAUCGUCUUCUCUAUCGCCAUCGAAUUCAAACAAUCGUCGAGAAAAAAUCUUUCUACCCAGUGUUUUAGUUAGUUCAAGAAGUCAAAUUAUUUUUUUUUCAAAUAAGGCUAAACAAUUGAAUAUUUUUUCAAAUAAUGGCACUCUGAUCGAUCAAUUUAAAUGGGAUCAUGCUGAUAUUAUAGAUAUUUGCUAUGAUAAUUGUUCGUCAACAUUAAAUGAUGAUUCAUUUUUUGUUCUAUCAACAAAUGGUAGUGUUUAUUCUCUUGAAUAUCAUUCCGAUAAGCAUUCAUAUUCAUGGUUAAAAAUGAUUGCUGUUAAUAAUCAAACAUAUUAUACUCAAUUAAUAUGUGAUUCAAAAUUAUCUUAUUUAUAUCUUUUCAUGUCGAGCAAACAUCGUCUGGAUCAAUGGACAAUUAAUAAAUCGAAACGUAAUAUAAUACAUUGUUCAAAUCAAUUGAUUAUAACAAAUGAUCAUGUUGAACAUUUAUGUACGUCUGAUCAUCAAUUAGCUUUAUUAUUGCGUGAUAAAAAGAAAAUAGUGAGCUACCGUAUUGAACUACGCAAUUUUACUGAUUUACUUGUAACAAUAUGCUCGAUAACACUUAAUCAAUUAUCGAAACCGAUGAGACUUAUUUUUGAUAAUCGCAAUGGAUUUAUUUUAGCAAAUGGUAAUCAAUUAUGUUCAUUUGGUUACGAGGGUGAAAUUAUUUCCAAACGUAUUUUUGAAGAUAUUAAUGAAAUUAAACGAGUAACUUUUUGUCAACGAUCAACGUGUUCUAUUCUCACGGAUAAUGAUCAACUUUUAUUUUAUAUACUUUCAAAAUAA
This is a messenger RNA of Rotaria socialis, 1488 nucleotides long. The record is from the annotation of a GenBank genome assembly. Lineage: Eukaryota; Metazoa; Rotifera; Eurotatoria; Philodinida; Philodinidae.